UCUGGAGUUUCCAUUGCAACGGUGUUUGUGUGGGGUGAGUAACACAUGUAUUUGGCUGGCCAGAUAAUCGGGACUCUAGUUAUGACCGGGACUGCGCGGAUCCGAGCUAUAUACAGAUAUGAUACAUACUACCUAUCUAUCAGCUAGCUCUAAGAUAGCUCUUAGAUAGCUUCUCUCUUCGCUCAAACUUGCCAAUCUUGACUUCGUAAUUCAGCCUAUUUCGCGAACCCACCAACAAACAUUUCUCUUUCACAUCAUUACGAUAUGGCAACUCUUCUUGAUCGCAACCCGAAUCCUGACAAUUACUAUGCCAGCCUCAUUCAGGGGCAGAAAUUCGCAGUCAUACCGGAGCUCGUCCUCGACUCGGGCGAGAUACUAGAAUCUUGCCCGAUCGCCUACAAGACAUGGGGACGACUUAAUGAAGCUCGAGACAACGUCUUGGUUAUCUGCCACGCUCUCACAGGCAGCAGUGAUAUCAGUGAUUGGUGGAGUCCACUCCUUGGUCGCGGCAAGGCGUUCGACCCGGCGCACUUUUUCAUCUUCUGCGCCAACGUCCUCGGGUCACCUUACGGGAGCGCAUCGCCCCUUACAGUUGAUCCUCGGACGGGAAGGCAGUACGCCAGCGAAUUUCCGCAGACGACGGUUCGCGACGAUGUGAGAACACACAAGCAUGUCCUCGAUGCCCUAGGCGUCCGAUCCGUAGCCGCCGUAAUCGGAGGUUCGAUGGGCGGCAUGACGACGCUCGAGUGGCCGCUCUGCACAGCUCCCGGGUAUGUCAGGAGUAUCGUGCCGAUCGCGACGGCGGCCGACCAUAGUGCCUGGGGCAUAUCGUGGGCGGAGGCGCAGCGCCAGUGCAUCUAUUCUGACCCCAGGUUCGACGACGGCUACUACGAACCGCGGCCCGAGGGCCAGCCAUCAGCUGGUCUGGCCGCCGCGCGCAUGGUAGCCAUGCUCACGUACCGCUCGUGCAUGAGCUUCGACGAGCGAUUUGGCCGCAAGCCACCGCGCCAGCAGCAACAGCAGAAGCCGAGGACGGUAACGGAGCCACCGCUCGACCUUCCGCGAACGGACGUUCCGGGCGUCGCGUCCACGGCCACGGCUAUGGCGGCACCGGGCGACGCCAGGGAGCGCGCGGAACGCAAGGGCUGGGCCGCGAGGCGCGACCCUUCCUUCUCCGCGCAGGGGUACCUGCACUACCAGGGGCAGAAGUUUAUUUCUCGGUUCGACGCCAACUGCUACCUGCACAUCACCAACAAGAUGGACGCGCACGACGUGACGCUCGGCAGGACACCGGCAUCAACGCCCGUAUCGGACCGAGACGACACCGCGCUGCGCGAGGUCCUAGCGGUAGUACCGGCGGGCGCCCUCGUCGUCAGCGUCGAGACGGACGCGCUGUUCCUGCCCGAGCAGCAGGAGCGGCUCGCCAACUGCCUCCCCGAGGCCACGCUCGCGACGCUGCGGUCCUCGGAUGGCCACGACGGGUUCCUGCUCGAGUUCGAGCAGCUCACGGCGCUGAUCGUGGGCAAGCUGAGGAAGGACUUUCCGCAAUAUUACAGCGCCGCUACCUUCGACGACCCCGCCGAGGAGCAUACCGCGCAGCCCGGAGGCGCUAGUCUGACCGGCGAGGUGGAGGCUUGGUGAUUUGAUCGGCGAGGAGGAUCAUUGCGAGGGGUGGAUGGAGGAUGGCUUGUUCCAGUCAAGUGUUUGUACCGAUUUUGUAUACCCAAGCGUUUUUCUUUUACUGUUUUGGGAAGGGGAGUUUAGGGGGGAUCUUGUCGUUUUUAGUGCCAAUAUUCUAUGUAGGCUGUUUAUUAUUGAAUGUUCCCAUCAAUCUAUCGCAGGAGCAAUGUCACAGUAGGUACAUGCUUUGGGGUAUGAUGCCGCUUUGGGGACGGUGAGACUGAGGUAGCAUCACCCAUUUUUGGUCAUAUUACACCACAUAUGCCCUUUUUGGGUUACAGGUACAAGUCGACAAGAGACAUGACAGUGUCCUGAUGUAAUUCACUCCUGCAUCGGUGGCUUCUGCGGCCUCAGGAGGGGGGGGGCCUCUUGAUUUCUGUACAACGUAUACGUAGUUAUGCGGCCCAAGAUGACAGAAUCAUCUGGAACUGAGACCAUGAGGGAAAGAAAACUCCGGAGAGAAAAGCCACGG
Molecule: messenger RNA, 2152 nt
Organism: Annulohypoxylon truncatum
Lineage: Eukaryota; Fungi; Ascomycota; Sordariomycetes; Xylariales; Hypoxylaceae
Product: homoserine O-acetyltransferase
Exons: 3
Coding region: 265-1641 (458 amino acids)
Biological process (GO): L-homoserine metabolic process
Molecular function (GO): homoserine O-acetyltransferase activity
Source: RefSeq, a predicted model, not a curated record